Molecule: messenger RNA, 1634 nt
Organism: Rosa chinensis
Lineage: Eukaryota; Viridiplantae; Streptophyta; Magnoliopsida; Rosales; Rosaceae
Product: serine/threonine-protein kinase ZRK1
Exons: 3
Coding region: 367-1374 (335 amino acids)
Biological process (GO): cell surface receptor signaling pathway; protein phosphorylation
Cellular component (GO): plasma membrane
Molecular function (GO): protein serine/threonine kinase activity; ATP binding
Source: RefSeq, a predicted model, not a curated record
CAAAUAAAUCUCAAAAUUUUGCUUCCUUCUCUUAUCCAUAUUACCCGGUCAAGUCAACUUCUGCGCUUCUGCUUCCACACAUGCAAUCUAGCUUGGAUACGGCCGAGAAAUCUGAAUUUGAUUCUUAGGGCAGGUGCGAUCUCAUUCAAUGAGUUACAAAACUUUGCUCAUCCUCAAAAGAACAUGAAGCUGGCGAAGUGACUUGCUGUUUGCAAAGAACCAUGCUGUAGAGAAAUUCACAAAUCUGAAUCAAAUUCUGAGAAGAUUGCAGGAAGAUGCCAUCCAAUGUCUUUUUGCAAUGAUUAUGGUAGUUUACAAUAUUUAGAUCUCUUCUGAUUUCAUGAAAAAGCAAAAAUUAAAAGGAAAAUGAGGUACUCUUUGCUUCCAUGUUUGAAAAAGGAGGGAAAAUAUGCUAAUAGCUCAUUCUUGGAUAAUGGAAGCAAAUUAUUAGAGGAUCUCAUUGCUUCUUGUGAUGGCAAAUCCAAUCCAAUACGCCAUUUCUCUGCUGAUGAACUCAUCAGGGCAACCAAUAACUUCCAUCCGUCUUGCCUUAUACAAGAGUGUCGUCCACAUGCAUUUAGGGGUUCUCUGGACAACCGAUUGGUUAUCAUUAAGACCAUGGAGGCAGCAGAUGAAGCUAGGGACGAAGCUAUUCGUAACAUCGUAAUUUCAGUGCAGAUGAGCACUCAUAAGAAUGUUUUGAAAUUGUUGGGCUGCUGCUUAGAGUUCCCAUUACCAGUUUUGGUGCAUGAAUAUGCAACACUAGGAGUUCUUAACAAGAAAGGAGGUUUGGGGGAUGAUGAAGCUCUGCCAUGGAAAACUAGAAUACGAAUCGCAAAGCAGGUUUCUAGUGCUAUUACUUAUCUCCAUGCAGCCUUCCCUAGACCCAUCAUUCAUAGGGAUCUAAGGCCUGAUUGUAUUCUCUUGGAUGAGGACUUUGUUCCCAAAUUAUGUGACUUCUCAUACUCCAUAACGAUUCCUCCUAAGCAAUCACAUGUCAAAGAUAUCGUGAAAGGCACAGUAGGGUAUCUCGACCCUGUGUAUGUCAAGUCUGCAUACAUUUCAGAAAAAACUGAUGUUUAUAGCUUUGGUGUCAUUUUACUUGUUUUCUUGACGGGACGAAAACCCUUCAAAGAAAAUCAGAGAGGAUAUUUUGAAUAUGAGGACUUCAUUCCAUAUUUGAAGUUACAAUUAGCAUGUGAGGGCCAAAUUCAGACAAUUGUGGAUCCUAAAAUCCUUGAGGAGUUGGGGGAAGGUGAUGAGCAAGCACAACAGCAGUUGCAUGAUUUCUUAUCACUGGCAUUGUCAUGUACCCAACUAGAAAGUGUGGCAAAAGAACUCGUACGAAUUGAGAAAUCUAUCUUGCCAUCCUAGCUAGCUUUAUCCAUUACAUAUAUCGGUCCAAUGGUUGUGCACUAAAAGGUUUUGUAUUUGAAGCUCGUUUGGCUCCUGAAAGUCUUACAACUUAUGAGUAAGGAGGUGCGUUUUAAGGUGGUGGUGGUGAAGCAGUUGAUUAAUUAUGAGGGGUUUUUUUUAAGGUAUGGUAGGUGUUUGUGAUAAUGCCUCAAUGAACCAAGCUCUGUGUAUUGUCAAUUCUGUUUUAUGAAAAAUAGUAGAAUAGAAUCACGUAUUCA